Messenger RNA from Brassica oleracea var. oleracea, 1386 nucleotides. RefSeq lists its product as uncharacterized. Bases 1 to 1386 code for a protein of 461 amino acids. Gene Ontology annotation, molecular function: RNA-DNA hybrid ribonuclease activity; nucleic acid binding. The record is from RefSeq and is a predicted model, not a curated record. Lineage: Eukaryota; Viridiplantae; Streptophyta; Magnoliopsida; Brassicales; Brassicaceae. The transcript is spliced from 2 exons.
AUGGGAGGGUUAGGGGUAAGAGACAUACAGUUGUUUAACGUCGCCCUUUUAGCCAAACAAGCCUGGCGAAUCGUCACAGCCCCCAACUGUCUACUCUCACGCGUGCUCCUGGGAAGAUAUUGCCAGAACAUCAGCUUUGUAGAUGUGUUACCAACGUCAAAUGCGUCUCACGGCUGGAGAAGUGUACUUAAGGGGAGAGAUUUACUAAUCACCCAACUGGGAAAAGCUGUAGGAGACGGAAACUCAACCCGAGUCUGGAAAGAUCGUUGGAUUUUGAGUAACAAUACGGGCACACCAGUAGGUCCACCGAAGGAAAUGGAUCGCGACCUCAUGGUCUCGGACCUGUUGACUAGAGGGACUAAUGAAUGGAAUGUUGCAAAGAUUAAAGACCUCUUCCCCUCCUUAGCUUCAUGCAUUAAAAGCAUCAUCCCAAGUUUACUGCGAGCUCCUGAUGAAUUUAUUUGGAUACCUAACAAAGAUGGUAGAUAUACCACAAAAUCAGGGUACACUAGUGCAGUAAAGUAUAACUCUCUACUUGAAAAUGGAGGAUCCCCACUACCAGUUCUCGAGUGGAGUAAGAAGGUUUGGGCCUCUCAGUGUCUCCCUGAAAUCAAAUUAUUCAUGUGGAAACUGAUGCAGGGGGCUCUGCCGCUUGGUGCGAACUUGGAGAAACGAGGAUGCGGCUCAACUUACGGUUUUGACCCUGAUCAAUUCUCGUCCUUAAGCGAGGCGUUACUGUCGGGAAUGAGAACCAUUUGCCUACCACCAACGGGUGUUUCACAACCCAUCUUCCCUUGGAUAUGCUGGUGCCUUUGGACAUCAAGAAACAAGUUGAUUUUUGAGAACAAGGUCCUCUCAUCGUCUGAGGUCUUGUCCCUCUCGAUCACAAGUGCAAGAGAAUGGUGGCUGGCGCAACCCACAGCAAUGAAGGCACCCCGUCAACCCAACCUGAUAAUUCCAACUUUAAAUGCAGAAGUCAACUGUGUCUCUGUGUUUACAGAUGCAGCAUGGAGAGCUUCUGAUGGCGCUACUGGAUGUGGGUGGAUCUUUAAAGACUCAACCCGCCAGAGUACUCAGCAUGGGUCUAAAUGCUUCGACAACACCGCGUCUGCCCUUACUGGCGAAGCCUUAGCGAUUUGUCUGGUCCUUUCACACGCCCUUUCACUGGGAUACACCAGAGUCUGUGUUUUUUCAGACUGUCAAGUGCUCGUGAGAGCAAUCUGUUCGAAGUCAUCACCGGUCGAACUCUACGGAUUAGUCUGCGACAUCGAACUUCUAUCCUCCUUGUUUGAUUAUUGCACUUUGUCUUUUAUUUCUCGUUCCCUAAACUUGGAGGCUGAUCUACUUGCUAAAUCAGCCCUUUAUAAUGCUGCACUCACCACAUGA